Molecule: messenger RNA, 2887 nt
Organism: Vitrella brassicaformis
Lineage: Eukaryota; Vitrellaceae
Source: the annotation of a GenBank genome assembly
UGCCGAAUGAAAUGUGCUGCUUAAGUUCUGACGGCAGCUACAGAUCUCUGGCAAGGCAAGUAUGGCGAGAGGAGGAAGGAGUGCUGAACCGGCUGAGAAGCAUUCAUUGGGAUGCGCAGUACGUGCAAGUGAGCGCUGCACUUAAGGAUAAAAUGCACAACACAGAUCACAUGAAGGUAGCAGCGGGCAGCAAGCAGCCGGAGCUGUUGUGUGAGUUUCAGGGUGAGAGAGCGAUGAUGAUGACCACUGCUGACGCGGAUAUGCCCAUGAACGCUGCUGUGCUGUUCAGACGCCCUUGUGGACAUUCCUCACGAGCUCUCCAGCCGUGCAGGCUUGCCAGCUGAUGCGGUGUCUGAUCUGGCGACGGCGGUCAACCGGCGGUGUGGACUCUGGUACUGCCAGGUCAGAGGCACAAGGAAACGAUGCAAUAUGGCGGACCUGCUAUGUGUUGUGUGUGUGUUUGUGUGCAGUCGUAUGACGCCGUGUGUCACUUCAAGUCCACAGACGGCCACCCCUACAAUGUCACGUUCAGCGCUACCAGGUGGGCUGGUGGACGGGCAAGGAUAACGCGGCGAGGGCCCGCUGCAAUGCAGUGCAGUACAAAGAAGUGUGUGGGCUGGGCUGUGUGCCUGCAGGCUGAAUCUCGGUCUGCUGGAGGUGAUUGUGGAGCGGCGGGGCACCGUCAUUGUCGAUAGGUGUGUGCCCGACCGACCGACAGCAACUGAAUCGCUGCCAAUCAAUUGUAUUGAUUGAUGUUGAAUCAAUCGUGUUUCCUUCCGUUUGUCUGUCCUCCCGGUGCAUUGCAUCUGAUCUGCAUCGCAUCGCAGCACCAAGAAGGGUAGGGUGUGGUGUGGUGUGACCAAGGCACACAACACAGGAAAUUAAGCACACGCAAGCCCCUGCACUCUCUCUGUUGCUGCUCUGCUCCAUCCCAUCACACAGGCAAGCGGUAUCCGGAUGCGCUGGUCCGCACCGUCCCUGUGUGGUGUGCCGUUGUCAACCGGCUGCUCUUCCCACAGCGGUUGACACGAGAGAUGCGCGAGCUGCCGAUCUGGAUACCACCAAUGGGUGCGUGAGGGAAAUGAGGCUGGCAGGGGGGAAGGCCACACGAGCACCGAGAAUGCAUCAGCAUGUGGAUGGUUUUGCAGAGCGUGAGCACAUCUGGAGGCAUCUCGAUGAGUAUGUCAACACACUGCGGACAAGUACGUGAGGAGUCCUGCAUGCCAUGCGCACCACGUCACGUCUCAUGCACUGCACUACCAUACUACCAUGCCAUCGAGUCUUUGCUCGUGUCUGUUGCAGUCGCGCCCGCUGAUGUGCUGACGAAGAUGCGAGAGCGAGUCAGGUGCGGCGAAUUGACAGAGAUGUGCGUCAUCGACCUAACUUGUCCCUACCUACUGUCUUUCUCCCCGUGCCAUGCCAUAGGUGUCCCCUUCAGCCCUACUGGCUGUGUCCAGGGCAGCCGCUGGAAGGCCCGUCGGCCCCCCCAGAUGGCACCACGCCCCAGCCGUAUCCAGUGGUGUGUCUGUGCGCCUCUUCAUCGGCCGCACCAGACGUCGUCCAAAUGCAAUCCGGACACAGGUCAGAUAUCCACACAACAACACAAGAGUCUUAAGAAGACACAUUCACCGAUUCGAUGUGUCCAUGUGCGUUGUGAUGUGUGUGUGGGUGCAGUUGGUGCUACGUGCAAGGGGCGGCCGAUGACGAGGAGUACUGGGGCAGUGGACUCACACCUGACCUUUUCUGGUCGCACGCCGAUGUCCUGCUGGCAUGCUCAACCAACGCCCAGUGCGAAGCCCUCGUCCGCUCCCUCACCCGGCCAUCUGCCACCGACACCCCAUCCGACCCUCUCUCCUUCCCGCCAUUCGACGUCUUUAUCAGCGAUCGGUGCUCUGUCCGUGUCGGCCCCUUCAGUUGGGCGAGGGAGCAGCUGCAGCUGACGACCUCGGCUGACACAGCAUCGACGGACACCGGCGUUAUUCCCGUGGUGAAUGUGAGCGUGAGGAGUCUGCUGGGGACCGACGGCGAGGGGCGGGAGCUGUGGAUGCCCUGUGUGCCGAGUAAGAAGCCCAAGGACCCCAAGCAGUGGAGUUUGGUGCUGGGGAGGUUUCUGGCGAGGUGUGAGGGGUGGCUCAGGCGUUCCGGGCACGUGGUCAUACCGGUAGACACGAGACACAGCAACGCAACGCACCCAUUCACUUCACGGCACCUGGCUAAACUAGAUGUGCUCGCUGUGCCUAUCGAUUCAGAUGACGGCCUGCAGCAGCGACGAGUACAUGAGCGUCGCCUUCCUGACCCUCGCCACCCUCCUGUCAGGAUGGGCCGCACACGGCAGCACCCUACCCGCACCAACACGAGAUCAGCCGUCUCGUCAGGGUGACAGAGAAGGAGGCACUGAUGACGACCAGGCCGAGGAGGCGGGCGCACCACCGCCGCCCGCAGCGUGCCAUGGGGCCUUGCCGCGCAUCACCAAAGUCGACAUACGGCGAGCGCUGGCGCAUCUUGAGGUGGGAAAUAAUGCAGGCGGUGGGAAGGAAGAACCGCGCAUUCAUGUUGUUUGUGCCUGUGUUUGUGUGUUUGUGUGCAGAGCCAUUGGCCGUCCAUCGGGUCGUGGGAUGGCGCUUGUGUGCCUCGGCUGAAUGUACCGCGCUUCCUGCACAAUCAGCUGACGGGAUACUUCAACACUCCCUUCAUGAUCCAUGAGGGCCGCUGGGCUGGGGGUGGGUUUGUGUGAGCUCUGCGGCAUCAAUGGGAUUUGUGUGAGCUCUGCGGCAUCAAAUCAAUAGGUGUGUAAGAGCGCAGCGCGUGUGGGGGUUUGGAUUUUGUACGUAUGAGUCAGUAACUGCUGGGCCGUUCCUUUCGCGUCUGUGCUUUGUUUUGUGGUGUG